Aphanomyces invadans is the source of this 1803-nucleotide messenger RNA. RefSeq lists its product as hypothetical. NCBI's taxonomy places the organism in Eukaryota, Oomycota, Saprolegniomycetes, Saprolegniales, Verrucalvaceae. The transcript has a single exon. Gene Ontology annotation, biological process: monosaccharide transmembrane transport. The record is from RefSeq and is a predicted model, not a curated record. Bases 1 to 1803 code for a protein of 600 amino acids. Gene Ontology annotation, molecular function: hexose transmembrane transporter activity. Gene Ontology annotation, cellular component: membrane.
AUGGUUGCUAAAGACGGGAGCUCCCCAAAGCUGGAGCCGUCGUUUCUCAACUCGGUGCAGACGAUCCAAGACCCAGCUCCACUUGAAGGGAUUGCCACCCCCAAGCAAAUCGACGACGACGACGUGUACGUCGACAUUACCGAGGGUGUUGGGCGAGCCACCGACGUGUCCAAGUCUGGCCGCGUUUCGUCGUACCGAAGCCUCCACCGCACGUCGUCCCGCCAGCGCCUCUCGCGUCUGGAAUCGCGCAUCCAUCCAGAACAUGCUAAAGCCCUAUUGCCAACGACGACGCUGUACGUGACCGUCAUGAUUGCCCUCGUCGGGUCAUUUCAAACGGGCUGGCUGCUCACCCAGCUCAAUUACCUUCCAUUUCACUCGGUCAAGACGUGCUCAGCUGUCCCGAUCAAACCCGACACAUGCAUUUUGUUUUCUGGUCACUCCAAAAAUGAAUGGACGAUGUGCGUCACUGGCUGGGUCGUCGGCGCCGCGUUCGGCGCAAUGCUCAGCAGUAUCCCCGCCGACCGCUUCGGGCGUAAGCGCACCAUGUUCCUCAACGCGUUCAUCAUGAUUGUGGGUGGCGGCGUCCAAGCCAUUGCGCAUGACCCGUACGUAUUUGCGCUCGGUCGCCUCAUAUCGGGUCUCGCCACCGGCACCGUCAUCAACGUAAGCAACGUGCUUAUCAGUGAAAUUUCUCCGUGCCAAAUGCGCGGUCUCUUCUCGACGGGCCUCCAAGUCGGCGUCGCCCUCGGCUCGCUCGCCGUCACGUCGACGCAUUACCUCAUCGGCACCGGCGACAUUGCGUGGCGGUUCAUGAUGGGGCUCCCCGUCGUGUUUGGAUUAGUUCAAGUGCUACUGAUGCCCAUGACGGUUGAGUCGCCAGUGUGGCUUGUUGGCCAGGGCAACGUCGAUGACGCCGCGCUUGCGAUGAAGAGGCUGUACAAGCCAACCAACUACGAAGCGAUCCUAAAUGCGUUGGUGGCGUCCCACGAAGAAGAGCAGCGCGAGAUCGCCGAGGUUCAGCCAUGGGCCGCCAUGGUGUCGAAAAAGUACCGACUCCAGCUUGUGAUUGCGAUUGUCGUGUGUGCGUCGCACCAAAUCACGGGGGUCAAUGCAAUCAUGUACUACUCGGCCACGAUUUUCAACAACGCGGGUAUUACCGACCCCCGCGUCGCCAACACUAUCGUCAACGUGAUUCGCCUCAUCUCGGUUGUGUUGGUUGCCAAGAUCAUGGACAAGUUCAAGCGCAAGGCGAUGCUGAUCACUGGUAUGGCCGUGAUGGCAGUCGCGUCCGGCAGUCUCGUCCUCGCUCUGACCAACUCAUGGUCAGCGCUUGCUGUCGCGUCGGUCGGAACGUACAUCGCCGCGUGGGGCUUCUCAAUCGGCCCCAUGGCGUGGAUGGUCGCUGCCGAGCUCUUCCCCGACUACCUCCGCGCGAACGCUGGAUCCGUCGGCACCAUGUUCACGUGGAUCUCCAAUUUCUUCGUCGCUGUCUCCUAUCCUGUCGUGGCGUCGGAAGACAGCUUGGGCAACUACGCGUUCCUCAUCUUUCUCGGCAUCCUCGUCGUUCUCAUCGUGUUCAUUGCGGUCGUCGUUCCGGAAACGUCACACAAGACGUACGUUGAAAUCGCUCAGGCGUUUGGCAUCCAGGAAAAGUCCCACGAAGCCAUCGAGGGCCAAGACCCGUGGGCCACACCCCGCGUCAGCCACUACUCUGCCUUUAACGAACCCACCCACGGUGACAAAUCAGCCACUACCGUCCAGGAAACGAAACCCGUCAACAUGCCCCAUGCGCCGACCCAAUAA